AUGACGUCUUCCGACCAGCCAGGUCCUCUGUCGGAACCCCCUGAACCCUUAGACGUGGUCGAGACACCCACGUCACCUUCUUCAGGCCUUGCCCUAUCCCGAUUCGAGUUUGAGACGGGCAAGGCAAAUGACGGGACCAAGGUCCUCAUGGUAGAAUGGGAUUCGUCCGCAUGGGACAAAGGGCAGCAGCGAUACGCUGACAGAGACGGGAAACAAGGCGACGAGUGGGAUGUUUCCUGGGAGGGAAAGGAGAAGACGAAGGUGCUCAUGGUCCGCGACGCAGAUGUUGAAACCGAGAGCAGCACCCGCCGUGUGUACUUUCUCCUCCCCCCCGGCGCAUCCAUUCCGACGCUUGUCACCAUCAGGCGUCAAGACAAAGGUAGUUGCAGAAGCAAUGACAACGACGACGUGGUUCUGCGUACCAAGCCGAUGCCCGCCAUCUUUCCAGCCGAGCUGACAGGUUAUCAAGCUGCCGGUCGACGCGGCGUGCUUCAUACAAUUUGGGCUAAAAAGCGUCUUGUUGAUCUAAAGGCCGAGAUUGAGGCCGAGGCGAGAGUGAAUGGAGAAAGUGUUGGGCUCGAGAUGGCCCUGCAAGAGCAACGGUGGAUCAUUGACAACUUUGGUUUGGACCCGGACCCCGACACCGGCCUUCCUCAGCCAACAAGACUGUAUAUCCCACAAACUUCGGUGACCGUGUCAAGUCCUAGGAGCCCGGUAGGCGGCCGGCUGGGCGAGAAGCUCAAAGGUCUCAAGCUUGCCACUAGCCCCACAGAGCUCGCUGCUGCAAGUCAAGAAGCAAAGAAGGCUCAGAUGCAACGCUCACAGGCCUCAAUCACUUCGGUGCUCCCCCCCUCCUUGAGCAAUCGGGAGCCGGGUUCUGAGGGCAUUGCUUCCAUUGAUGCUCUUGUGGGUGGUGGCGGUCCAACGCCAACAGCGGCAAACGAUCAAAACAGCGAUGAUACUGCAGCUGAGGAUGACUUGUUCGCCCUCCCCAUGAGCCCCCGAAGCCCAGAAAUGAAGCGGAGCCCAUUCAGCAUUCUUCACCACGACAAAGCAGAACAAUACGAUGCCCUCAAUGAGCCUACAUGA
Molecule: messenger RNA, 1089 nt
Organism: Thermochaetoides thermophila DSM 1495
Lineage: Eukaryota; Fungi; Ascomycota; Sordariomycetes; Sordariales; Chaetomiaceae
Exons: 3
Coding region: 1-1089 (362 amino acids)
Source: RefSeq, a predicted model, not a curated record